ACGCGUCGGUAGCGCACGAACCAUCACUGAAAACAUGGAAGUCAGCGUUUGCCUCGUCGCCGUCAUGAUCACCUUACCCCUGGUGGCCGGCAACGAGUACCGGCUGUGUGGCACGGCACCGACUAGAGAAAACCAUUACGCGGAUGGUGCCACGUCGUCUUCGGAAGUGUCACCAGUGCGCUGGCCCUGGAACGCUGCCAUCCACACAAUCGCCAAGUUCCGGCCCGAGCAGUACUGCGCAGGAGCGCUCAUCAGCGAUCAACACGUGCUCACCGCAGCCCACUGCAUUGACAAACGGACAAGCGAUGGCAUACGAGUCCACCUGGGAUCAUGGCGACGCAGCACACUCGACAAGGGCGAAGUCGCAAUGUCCGUCAAGGAAAUGUGCAUUCACCGAACUAUUCUGGCCAACGAUAUUGCCAUCAUAACUCUUGCACAGCCGGUGAAUUUCACAACUGCCAUUUCACCAGUCUGUCUCCCUUACCGAAAGGAAACUUUCCCAACAGACUCCGAGGCAUACACGGCGGGAUGGACAGCUAGACCGCGAAAGGGAUACCGUCGCAUGAGGAGAUCCCUCAAGGAGCUGAAGCUGACUCUUCUGAGCAAGAACUCCUGCUUGAAGCACUUUGAUAUCGUUCUUGCCGACGACGUGCUGUGUGCGCCACAUGAUGGUGGCUCACUUUGCGAGGGAGACAGUGGAGCACCUAUUAUGCAAAACAUCGGGGGACACUGGUUCUUGCAGGGGGUUCUUUCAGGUGGUCCGCCUACCUGUGGAGACUCGACGCUGCCUAUGGUCUUCACCCGAGUUGCUAGCUUCAUGGAAAAUUUCAUCAAUCCUUACUUCAAAGCCAAAUCUCGAGAUGCAAAGAAAAAGUUUUGCACCCUUAAGUGAAGGACCGAGGGCGUCCGUGGUAGCCGGAGGGCAUGGAAACGCUACUCACAAGGACGGGAGAAGUGCCCGAAUCAGUGCCAUUUCACACUCCAUUAAUUAAGCCAUCAUUAUUUAUGCCGCGAAAUUCAUGCGCACCUUUUAUUGCUCAACUUCAUAACUCUCGUCACUUUUGUGAACCGUGAAAAUGAUUCACACUCUAGUCGAAAAACGCUUUGUUCUUUAUUUAUGCUCUAUUGAUUCAAUUUCAAAAUAUUUAUGCCUGCUCUUUUGUACAUACAAUACAAAGCACUUUGCUCUUGAGUUGAUUCUAAGAGGACACGGAUGUGAACUCGUUAAUUGUUAUUUUAAAGUAGGGCCAUGCGCAAGAAAUGAGAAAAAUAAAUGCUUAAAGCCCAAUCUUUGCGUAGAGUUUAGCACAGCUUCUCAUCACUGUACGCAAGAUUAUUUCUCAGACGAUAUUUCUCAGACGAUAGUGCUCUUCAGCAAUGACAGAGAAUGCGCAAGUAGUGCUUUCAUAUGUGAAUAAAGAAGAUAAAAUGUUGUGCACAGCCGCAACUGUCGGCUUUUCGUAUUGAUUUCGUAUAAUUUAUGAGAAUUUCUUUAACGCAUAGGCAAAUAAGGCCGUCGUAGAUCACAAACAAAGUUGCAUCAUUGUUCACCACGUCCUUUAGUAAAUAUUUGUAGCAGCUUAGCGACGUCAAUAAAACAACAAAAGAAGUGGUAUAUUCAGUGGAAACUAAUAGCACAUGAGUGCGUGAUGCGAGCUUCAAUACAUGAAAAGCAUUGGUAUUCUUUCAUUCAGAGUUGCGACAAAGCACGCAUAAGAUCUGACAGGUAACGGCAGGCCUGAUAAGGUGUCGCAAUAUUUAGAAAUGAAUCAUGACGUGUUCAACAAUGUUGAAGACAAUUGAGGUUAUGUAUGUGCAGAAUGAAAGUGUACAUUCGACAUAAAGUGUAAAUAAACGAAGUAGCAGUG
Molecule: messenger RNA, 1868 nt
Organism: Rhipicephalus microplus (southern cattle tick)
Lineage: Eukaryota; Metazoa; Arthropoda; Arachnida; Ixodida; Ixodidae
Product: chymotrypsinogen B-like
Biological process (GO): proteolysis
Molecular function (GO): serine-type endopeptidase activity
Source: RefSeq, a predicted model, not a curated record